GUAGCCGUCGGACACGUCGGCGGCGGCGACCGGAGCCGGAUGUGCCAAGAUGGCUGCGGCUGCUGCUGAGUACGCGCUAGUUCCCCGUACUGCCGCCUCUGUCGCCGGCUGGGUGUCUGUCCGCGGCGCCUGAGAGGCCAGCCGCAGCUGCGCGGGUGAGGGGCUGAGCGUGUGGAUCACAGCGGAGGCCCGCGGGCGGCCGAGGCUGUGGAGGCCGGCACAAAUUAAAGAAAAGCUCCACCUUCCUCCUCUGUAAGCAGCAUCUCCUUGAACGAAAGACUCCAGCAUGCAGCCACCACCUCAGGCAGUCCCGUCUGGUGUGGCUGGACCACCCCCAGCUGGGAAUCCUCGGAGCAUGUUCUGGGCCAACAGCCCUUACAGGAGGCCAGCCAGUAAUAAUGCACCAGUGGCUCCCAUAACACGCCCAUUACAGCCAGUAACGGAUCCGUUUGCUUUUAAUAGACAAACUCUUCAAAACUCACCAGUAGGCAGUUCAUCCAAAAGCAGCCUGCCCAGUUUGCCUGGCCCAGGCCUCUCUGCUUUUUCUCAGUGGCCUGGUUUGCCUGUGCCUCCUACAAAUGCUGGGGAUAGCUCCACAGGACUUCAUGAGCCUCUAUCAGGAACUCUGUCACAACCCAGAGCAGAGACCAGUCCAUUUCCCCCUACAACUACCCCUUCGCUGCCUGGGCUGGAGAUGAACAGGAGUGCUGAAGGUGGUUCCAGCUCAGGACCUGAAGUACAGAUGCUGCCACAUCCACCUCACUACAUUCCAAGAGUGGGUCCUGAGCAGCCUCACGGGAGCCAUCUGAAUGACAGUGGUUCUGGGCCCGACCAACCCACGAAUAGGCACACCCCACAUGAUGGUGCUGUGGCCCAAGCAGCAUCUCCUUUCUUCCCUCAGCCACAGAUGCCAGGUCAGUGGGGGCCAGUGCAGGGAGGUCCUCAGCCCUCCUAUCAGCAUCACUCACCCUGCCUGGAGGGACCUGCCCAGAGCAUGGGGCCCCAGGCUACCAGCUUGUCCCAUUUCCCCUCUCCAUCUAGUUUAUAUCAGGGGCCUGGCCAUGAGCCCCAUGUUCCACUAAUGUCUACUCCAGCAUCCUUGGCCAGUGGUGAAGGGAACGAAGUGGUCCACCAGCAAAGUAAAAAUCACUCAUUGAGUAGCUUCCCCCCUAAACAUACUUUUGAACAGAAUUCCAGAGUUGGGAAUAUGUGGGCAAGCCCAGAGUUCAGGCAGAAUCCAGGAGUGAAUAAAGAGCAUCUGCUAGAUCCUGCCCACGUGAAUCCCUUUACUCAGGGAAAUAGCCCUGAACACCAGGUGCACGGUCCCUCAGAGGCUUCAACUAACCCUGCCCUGCAAGAUGCAGCCUCUGGAGCUCUCUCAAUGUUUUUUCAAGGGGAGGAGACAGAAAAUGAGGAGAAUCUCUCAUCUGACAAAGCAGGCCUUGAUGACAGAUUGGACUUGGAUGGCUUCUCUUCUACCCCCAGAUUGGGCCAUCCACCACCACCUGCACAUGGAACUGGUGGUGUCUACCAGGCUUUUCUCAAAGGCCCUAGCAGCGAGGCUGCUCAGGAAGGAGAUGUACAACCUUAUUUUUCUCAGUCUAUGGGCAUCCGGCAUGACAGACAGACCACUAUGACCCCUGCUAGUGAUACAUGGGGUGACACUUCAGGGGCUGGAACCCAAUGUGCUAGUGGGCCACAGUGUGAGAAUGUUGAGAACUUAGAAUUUGUUCAGAAUCAAGAAGUUUUGCCACGUGAGACCCUGAAUGUGGAUCCCUCUUCCCUGAGCGAUCAGUUCCGACAUGGGCCCCUUUCUGGGCCAGCUGUCUCAAGACCUGUUACUGUGGGCCUCACCAGAGGUGGGGGGCUAAAUCUUGAAGCCCCUGACAUACCACUGCAUCCUACACGACCUGACAGUGUGUCAUCCAGCUACAGCAGCCACAGCCACAAAAGUCCUCCUGGGUCAGCCAGACCCCAAGAAUUGGUAGGCACAUUCAUUCAGCAAGAAGUUGGAAAACUUGAAGAUGAUACUUCAGGGAGUUUUUUUAAGCAAAUUGAUUCUUCUCCUGUUGGAGGUGAGACAGAUGAAUUGACUGGGAGCCAAAAUUACUGCAGCAGCCUGUCGCAGCCCUCAACCCCAAGCCCUCCAAAACCCACAGGAGUGUUCCAGACAAGUGCAAAUAGUUCUUUUGAACCAGUAAAAUCCCACUUGGUUGGAGUAAAACCAGUUGAAGCAGAUCGUGCCAACAUGGUGGUUGAAGUGAGAGGGACCCGGGACCGCCAGAAGAAGCGCAGGGCAGCUGCUGUACCACCUGAUGCCACCCCAGGGAACCUGGAACAGCCACCAGACAAUAUGGAGACACUGUGUGCACCUCAGGCCUGCCCUCUGCCUCUUAGCACCACUGGGGAAGCUGGACACCUGGCUUCACACACAGCAGGGCCACCCUUGGAUACUGUGCGCCCAGUGCCUGAGAAGAGGUCCUCGGCCAGGGCCCAGGGGCCUGUGAAGUGUGAGAGCCCAGCAACAACUCUGUGGGCACAAAAUGAGCUGCCAGAUUUUGGUGGCAAUGUCCUUCUAGCCCCUGCUGCCCCUGCACUUUAUGUCCCUGUAAAACCAAAACCUUCAGAAGUUACUCAUCAUCCAGAAAAGGGAACGUCUGGACAGCAGUCACGGAAACCAGGAUCUGUGCUACCCUUGCAGAACCAAGACCCUCCUGGUGCUUCUGAGAACCUUGAAAACCCUCCCAAGGUAGGAGAAGAGGAGGCCCUUCCAUUACAGGCAAGUUCUGGUUAUGCGAGUCUGCUGUCCUCGCCACCCACUGAAUCUUUGCACAAUCAACCUGUCCUGAUUGCCCAGCCUGAUCAAAGCUAUAAUUUGGCUCAGCCCAUUAAUUUUUCUGUGUCCCUACUGAAUCCUAAUGAGAAGAAUCAGUCCUGGGGAGAUGCUGUGGUGGGGGAGAAAUCUAUAGUGAGCAGCAGUCGGGCUCUCAGUGGUGAUCCUGAAGAACAUGCUGCUUUGUCUGGAGUUUCAACCAGUGCUGUCAUUGGCUUAUCUUUGCCUAACAGUGUCCCUCGAGGUUCUGGGUCUUCUGAAAUGAUUGCUAGCCAGCCUGCCAGUUUGUUGGUUCAGCGGCUAUCCCCUCCAAUUCCAAAGAACUCAUUUCCUAAAAGUCAGAAUCCUAAUGCAGAAAAGGGUCCUUCUGAGUUUGUUAAUAGCCCUGCUGGAAGUACAAAUGUGAUGCUAGUUCCACCUGCAAACAGCACCUUGGUAUCUAAUAAUAAGGCAAAUCACUCCAGUAAUCAGGAAGAAGCUGUUGGUGCCCUAGACUUCACAUUAAAUAGAACUUUGGAAAAUCCUGUGAGAAUAUAUAGCCCAUCUCAUUCAGAUGGCCCAGCUUCUCAACAGGCUCUUGCCAAUCAUCCCAGACAAUCUGGGCCUGGGCUGCAUAACCAGGAUCAUUUCUACCAGCAGGUAACAAAAGAUGCCCAGGACCAGUAUAGCCUAGAAAGAGCCCAGACAGAGCUGGUACCUCCUCAGCCACAGAAUUCUCCCCCACAAGUGCCCCAAGCGGCGUGUCCAGAGCCUUCAAAUCCAGAAAACCCACCCACACAAGGACAGUCUGAAAGCUUGGCCCAGCCACCAGCAAGUCCAGCUCCAGUCAACAUGGGCCAGCAGCUGCUGCCUCAGCCACCACAGUCCUCCAGUGCAUCGGUUACAUCUACCAGCUCCAGCCAGGCAGCUGUGCGGUCAGAGCAGCCAUGGCUGCACCCCCCACCUCCUAAUGCUUUUGGCCCAGCACCUCAAGACUUGGCAUCCUACUACUAUUAUAGGCCCCUUUAUGAUGCCUACCAGUCUCAGUACCCUUCACCAUACCCAUCGGAUCCUGGGACGGCCUCUCUAUACUACCAGGAUAUCUAUGGCCUGUAUGAUCCUCGAUACAGGCCCUAUGACAGCUCAGCAUCUGCUUAUGCCGAAAACCACCGCUAUUCAGAGCCUGAGCGGCCCAGCUCCCGAGCAAGUCACUAUUCCGACCAGCUCACUCCCAGGCAAGGUUAUCCUGAAGGAUACUAUAAUUCUAAGAGUGGAUGGAGCAGUCAGAGUGAUUACUAUGCUAAUUAUUACUCCAGCCAGUAUGAUUAUGGAGACCCAGGCCGCUGGGAUCGUUACUAUGGGUCUCGCUUCAGGGACCCUCGCACCUGGGACCGGAGGUACUGGUAUGACUCCGAACAUGACCCAUACAGGAAGGAAAACUAUGCCUACAGUGACAGGCCUGAGAAAUGUGAUGAUCACUGGAGGUAUGACCCUCGCUUCACGGGGAGCUUCGAUGAUGACACUGAGCUUCACAGGGACCCCUAUGGAGAAGAAGUGGACAGGCGUAGCAUCCACAGCGAGCAUUCAGCACGGAGCCUGCACAGCACUCACAGCCUGCCCAGCCGCCGAAGCAGCCUCAGCUCCCACUCACACCAGAGUCAGAUUUACAGAAGCCACAAUGUGACUGGCGGUUCCUUUGAGGCCCCUCAUGCCCCAGGCUCAUUUCAUGGUGAUUAUGCCUAUGGCACCUAUGCCAGCAAUUUCAGCGGUGCCCAUGGUUUUCCAGAGUACAGCUACCCUGCAGAUACCUCCUGGCCUACUGUGGAGCAAGCUCCAUCAAGACCGACCUCUCCUGAGAAAUUUACAGUGCCUCAUGUCUGUGCCAGAUUUGGUCCUGGUGGUCAGCUCCUUAAAGUGAUUCCCAACCUGCCUUCAGAAGGACAGCCUGCACUAGUGGAGAUCCACAGCUUGGAGACCUUGCUGCAGCACACACCUGAGCAGGAAGAGAUGCGCUCCUUCCCAGGACCUCUUGGAAAAGAUGAUACCCACAAAGUAGAUGUUAUUAACUUUGCACAGAACAAAGCGACAAAAUGUUUGCAGAAUGAGAGUUUAAUUGACAAAGAAUCUGCAAGUCUUCUUUGGAAUUUCAUUAUUCUGUUAUGCAGACAGAAUGGGACCGUGGUGGGAACAGAUAUUGCAGAGCUUUUGUUACGAGACCACCGAACUGUGUGGCUUCCUGGGAAGUCACCCAAUGAGGCAAACUUGAUAGAUUUUACUAAUGAGGCCGUGGAACAAGUGGAAGAAGAGGAGUCAGGGGAGGCCCAGCUCUCGUUUCUCACAGACGGUCAGACAGUGACCAACAGUGUGCUGGAGAAGGAGACUGAGCGAUUCCGUGAGCUCUUGCUAUACGGCCGGAAGAAGGAUGCUCUGGAGUCUGCCAUGAAAAAUGGCCUAUGGGGUCACGCUCUGCUGCUUGCAAGUAAGAUGGACAGCCGGACACAUGCCCGUGUCAUGACCAGGUUUGCCAACAGUCUUCCAAUCAAUGACCCCCUACAGACUGUCUACCAGCUCAUGUCUGGACGGAUGCCUGCUGCGUCCACGUGUUGUGGAGAUGAGAAAUGGGGAGAUUGGAGGCCGCAUCUUGCAAUGGUUUUAUCCAACCUGAACAACAACAUGGAUGUUGAGUCUAGGACCAUGGCUACGAUGGGCGAUACUCUAGCAUCAAAAGGCCUCCUGGAUGCUGCACACUUCUGCUACCUGAUGGCCCAGGUUGGAUUUGGGGUUUAUACAAAGAAAACCACGAAACUUGUCUUGAUAGGCUCAAAUCACAGUUUGCCAUUUUUAAAGUUUGCCACCAAUGAAGCUAUUCAAAGGACGGAGGCUUAUGAGUAUGCUCAGUCUCUUGGGGUACACACCUGCUCCUUACCUAACUUCCAGGUGUUCAAAUUCAUCUACUUGUGCCGCCUGGCUGAAAUGGGGCUAGCCACACAGGCCUUCCACUACUGUGAAGUGAUAGCCAAGAGUGUCCUGACACAGCCUGGUGCAUACUCUCCAGUACUGAUUAGCCAGUUGACUCAGAUGGCUUCCCAGUUACGCCUCUUUGAUCCUCAACUGAAGGAGAAGCCAGAAGAGGAGUCCUUUGUGGAGCCUGCCUGGUUGGUGCAGCUGCGGCAUGUGGAGAGGCAGAUCCAGGAAGGCACUGUGCUGUGGAGCCCGGAUGGAACUGACCCCCAGCAGUGUCACAUCACACCAGGCUCUGAGGUAGAGCAGUUGGAUGGCCCAGGACUCAACCAGCAGGCAGGACUGAGGGCCGACAACCCUCUACUGAUGCCAAGCACUGAGCCCUUGAUGCAUGGUGUGCAGCUGCUGCCCACAGCUCCACAGACAUUCCCUGAUGGCCAGCCAGCUCACCUUGCCAGGGUGCCGAUGUUCCCAGUGCCAAUAUCCCAGGGCCCCCUAGAGCUGGGUCCUACUUAUGGACCCCCAGGGUCUGUGCUUGGCGUCCCAGAGUCCUCCAGAUCUGAUCCUGCAGUGCUGCACCCUGGGCCGGCCCUGCCACCCACUACACCAUGUCUCCAGGAAAGUGGGCCUCCACUCCAGGAGGCCAGAAACCCAGACCCAGAAACAGUGCCACGGGGCUCACCUGUCAGACAGUCACUUCCAGAGCUCAAUGAAGAGGAGUUUGGUGGGAACUUUGCUGACCCGGGCUCCUCCAGAACAGUACAGGACUUGAAGACCCCCCCAGUGUGGGAUCGUGGCAGCUCCAGUCUGACACCUGCUCCAUCUCUGACACCUGCUUCGGAAGGGAAGAAACCUGCACAAGCUGUCAAAAAGGAGGCCAAGGAGCCCAAGAAGAGUGAGUCCUGGUUCUCUCGUUGGCUGCCUGGGAAGAAAAGGACAGAAGCUUAUCUACCAGAUGACAAGAACAAAUCAAUUGUUUGGGAUGAAAAGAAAAACCAGUGGGUGAAUUUGAAUGAACCAGAGGAGGAGAAGAAGGCUCCACCCCCACCUCCAACAUCGUUUCCCAGGGUUCCCCAGGUGGCUCCCACUGGGCCUACAGGACCACCCACAGCCUCCGUGAACAUGUUUUCUAGAAAAGCAGGUGGGUCCAGAGCUCGCUAUGUGGAUGUUCUAAACCCAAGUGGGACACAGCGGAAUGAGCCAGCUCUUGUUCCUUCGGAUUUCUUUGCUCCACUUGCCCCACUCCCAAUCCCUUCUAACUUGUUCGUACCAAACCCAGAUGCAGAGGAGUCACAUCCUGCAGAGGGGGCUCAAUUUAAGGCAGAGCCCACCCUGGAACCCAAGAUGAUAAGCUCUGCAGCAUCACCCCCUGGACCUGAACUCUCACCCUCCAAAUUAGAUGGCUCCCAGGGAGGAGAGCUCUCGCGCUGUAGCUCUCUGAGCUCGCUCUCACAGGAAGUGAGCCGGCAUUUCCAUCAGGCUUCUGGAGACCACUGUCCUGCAGGGGCCACUCCAGGAGGGUCUGUGCCCCUUUACAACCCUGCUCAGUUGACGCAGGCUUCUGUCACCUCGGGGAAUUCAAGGCCGGGGAGGAUUGGCCAAAGAAAAUACGUGGCAUUGAACUAGGAUUGCCGCUGGAUUUGUACUUGGAACCUUGAGAUGACUAGAUAACUGUUCUCCACCAAGAACCAAACUAGCUGCCUCAGGUCUCGUGGAUCCCAGAUGGACAUGGCAGUAACCCAGAGCCGGUCAUACUGUGUGUCUCCCUCCUUGCAGCCCGUGUAUAUGAAUUACUGAAAAAUUGAUUCUAUGGUUCCUUUCAGAUGCUGGAUAGAAUGAAUCUAAUUCAAAGUCUUUUAUGUAAAAGAACAAUGUUUCUUUCUUAGUCGCUUUAGACAAAUUAAGGAUAUAAUAGUUUGAGUCACUUGAGAAUACCACUGAAGUGAGGCUAGACAGGGCUUCCCCUCAGGAGAGCACGCAGUUCCUUGGAAACCAGGGACUUGCUCACCUGAGAAACGGUGCAAACCGACCAGGGUUCCUUAGGAUGCUGAGAGAAGAGCAAGUGCUUGACUGGAGAGGAGCCUUUACUCUAGUGGGCUGCCUGGUCUAAGAGGAGCCCCAGCUACGCAUGGGCAGCUCUGCCCUGCCCUGUGAACCAGGGGGGUCCAGCCUAACUCCUCUAGGGCCACCAGAUGGCAGUGGCUCACAGGCUGGGAGGGAAGCCAUUGCCAGGGCAUGUCUCCAAGAAAUCCCAGCCUCACUCCAUUUUCUGUGGCCUGAUUAGGGCUGGGUGGAUUUUACUGCUCAGAGCUUCCCCUCGUGACAAAGUCACUGGGGAGAGCCCCAGGGAGCUGAUGUUCUGAAGCUGCUGAUCUGAUUAACCAACCAGGUCAAAACUGGCUGCAUGCUGCAAAGUACUGCUCUCCUAGCGAGGGGUCUGUAUGGGGCCCUCUGGUUGACUCCCUGUCACCUGUGCAGACAUCUUUUAAGGACUUGGUGGUAUCUUGGAGUGACUUGCGGUGUCCUAGCAGACACUCUAGAACCUGACAUCUCUACCCCAAAGCCCAUCAGGGACCUUCAGCAGCUACUCACUGACUCAGCUACAUCACUCUUCAAGGAGCUGCUGCUACCUUCAAACUCAGAGCUUUAAGGCUUCACUGACUGUUCCUAAAACUAUCCUUUUACUCUAAAGAGGAGGGAAAGAGAUUUUUAAAUAUUUAUAAAAAUCAGCAGGUAAUUUGGGUAGGAAACAUAAAUGGUUUGUUUGGUAUUAAAUUUAGAAAUUGUAGAAUGUGGAAUUAGUACAGCCCUUCCUGGUUUUCUGGUUCCCUGAAUCAUCUAGGAAAGACUCACAGAAUGGUUUCCAGAAUGUUCCAUAGAUGAGUGUGCCCAGACCCUCCUGUUCCUGUCACUAAGAAAGACCUGUCCCUGUGGGUCAGUAGCAACUUGUGUCCUUGUUGGGACCAGGCAGGACCCUUGCCUCUGGUGCAACCCUGCCCAGGCUCUGUGUUGACUGCCAACCACUUUUGAUUCAAGAAGCUUCCUCCCUGGGAGCUGCUAUUUUUCCUAAAUUCAAAUUGUUAAAUAAAAUAUUUUGGGCUCUCACGUAACUUCA
Messenger RNA from Peromyscus californicus insignis, 8888 nucleotides. It is a transcript of the gene Sec16a, whose product is annotated as SEC16 homolog A, endoplasmic reticulum export factor. The coding region runs from base 287 to 7399 and encodes 2370 amino acids. The record is from RefSeq and is a predicted model, not a curated record. The transcript has 31 exons. Gene Ontology annotation, biological process: autophagy; Golgi organization; COPII vesicle coat assembly. NCBI's taxonomy places the organism in Eukaryota, Metazoa, Chordata, Mammalia, Rodentia, Cricetidae. Gene Ontology annotation, cellular component: endoplasmic reticulum exit site; ER to Golgi transport vesicle membrane.